AUGCGCGACAAGCGUGGGAAGCCAGCACAGCAGCGUGAAAUUAUCCACCUCACACUCGGAAACGUGGCUCCAAGAUCCUCACCGUCGCGCAAGCGAGGCCUCUUGCCAAUUCAUUUGCUCGAGCUAUGGGCAAUAUGGAAGGAGGACCAGCGCGUUCCGUCUGUCGCAUCUAGACGCGCUUGGGCUAUCUCUCGUAAUGCAAACCCUACCCUCGUCAGCAGCUGGUUUCAUCGCAGGAAGGCAGCAGCCAAGCGUGCAGGGGAACCAAUCGCUCUUACAUCUUACGAGUUGUCGCUGGAGUUGCGGCUCAAUCACAGCUCUCCGCUUCCCAUGGGUCCAGAACUUCCUUUCGGCGACUUGUCCGAUGAUAAAGAACUGAGCCUCGAUAGCGGCUUCCCCGAGCACAUUGAAACACCUAGCAUGUCUAUUGACGAAACCGACGGUUCGCUACAUCUCCUUUUGGGCGAACCGUCCGAAAACGGGUCAUAUAUGCGUCCAACAUCCGGUGCGAUGACGCUCGACUUCCAGCCGGUGUUCCUCAGGAUUGCGAUAAUCGGGAAAUCCAGGGCGAUGCCUUUGCAAAUUCGACGGGGUUCUCACUCGAAGUAG
Messenger RNA from Pisolithus orientalis, 609 nucleotides. RefSeq lists its product as uncharacterized. Bases 1 to 609 code for a protein of 202 amino acids. NCBI's taxonomy places the organism in Eukaryota, Fungi, Basidiomycota, Agaricomycetes, Boletales, Pisolithaceae. The transcript is spliced from 3 exons. The record is from RefSeq and is a predicted model, not a curated record.